Messenger RNA from Manihot esculenta (cassava), 1045 nucleotides. Its product is annotated as protein DEHYDRATION-INDUCED 19 homolog 6. NCBI's taxonomy places the organism in Eukaryota, Viridiplantae, Streptophyta, Magnoliopsida, Malpighiales, Euphorbiaceae. The record is from RefSeq and is a predicted model, not a curated record. The transcript is spliced from 5 exons. Bases 142 to 762 code for a protein of 206 amino acids.
AGAGCGCAAUAUAAGAGCAGCUUAAAUCUUCGCAUGAAAGUAGUCACCACCGCCAUACCCAUCAACACUGCCUUGCAGGAAUCUGACCUUUCUCGCCGGAAGCCACUGAGUGGACGCAGUUCAUUGGGAAGCUGACUCAACAUGGAUGUCGAUUACUGGCCCUCAAGAGUUAACGCUGCUAAGCACCUCUCUGCUUUACAAGCUGCCACUUACAACUCUGAUAAUCAUUUGGCAAUUGAUGAUUCAGAUGGAGAUGAGGAUGCUAGAGCUUACUUUCCGUGCCCAUUCUGCUAUGUAGACAUUGAAGUUCAUUUGCUCUGCAGCCAUCUGCAGGAUGAACACUGCUUUGACUUGAAAAAUGCAGUGUGCCCACUUUGUGCAGCAAAUCUAGGGAAGGAUGUAAUUGGGAAUUUCAUAGUACAACAUGCAAGUUCAUUGAAGCGAAGGAGAAAAUAUCUAAAAUCUGGUCUCUGGGCUGGUAGUUCAGCUAUGAUUGGCAAGGAGCUUAGUUCAUUUCUUGGAUCUUCUACAAAUGGCAGGGCAAACACAAAUGAACCUGCACCAGAUCCACUUGUCUCACCAUUUCUUGAUAGUUCAUCUCAUUCACACUCUAAAGGAAGCCAACAAGAUGAAUCUUCCAACAGAAUUGCACAGUCUAAAAGCACUGAUAUAUCUUCACCUGAUGGAGAUGAGGAGGGCUCUGAAGAGAGAAGGCAGAGAGCAGCAUUUGUGCAACACUUGAUUGCCUCAACCAUCUUCUAGAGCUUUGUUAUCGACUCAGGGUGUUGAAGUUUUCCACAUAUGAUGCAAAGGGGCUGCAUCACUCUGCAUUCACCACCAUGAAUUAUGCUGCAUACAGACACUGGAGGGUUUUUAGUACUGGUGCAUGAUUUUAGGAAAGGCAAAUAGUCUCCAUGUUAGGUAUUCUAAUUCUAGAAAUAACAUUCCUUGAAUGGCUAAUAAGUUUGAACAUAUGAUGUAUAUCAUUAAAAACUACAUUUAUCUAAUGAUUACUGAGAAGAAAAGUGAACUCUUCUAUUGUUAA